AUGAAGUGUGCACUCGUGUGUAGGUGAUUUCAUGAAUGUGAUAAAAAACAAAAAUGCCAGCAAAAAUAAUAAAGAUUUUGUUCUUUUGUGUUUUGUUUGUUGUAGUGAUGCUUUUCUAUAAAUCUAUACGUGAUGCAAAAUUAAACUAUAGGUAUCCGCUGGGCCUAAUAAAAAUGGAGAAAACUAUAGUGACUUUUAAUAAUUCGCCAAACUUGUCACAAAAUAACAAAACAUCAGAUUUAAAGUAUAUUUUAUUAUGGACCUCGUCUAAAACAGUUCCAUUUGUAUACAUGGGAGUCGGCCGACAAGGUUUCAUUGAUGCAAAAUGUCCAAAUACCAAGUGUUUUGUGACAGGAAAUAGAACAUAUUUAGGAGACUAUACGAAUUUCGACGUCAUCGCUUUCGCUGGAACAGAAGUUAUACGCAUGGGAUCUUAUGGUUUGCCCCAAAGAAGAUCAUCUCAUCAAAAGUUUGUAUUCGCAUCAAUAGAAUCGGCUGACAAUUAUCCAGUAUGUUCAAAUUCCUUUAACAAUUUCUUCAACUGGACCUGGACAUAUAAACUAGAUUCUGAAGCCAGAUGGGGAUAUAUAGUAGUAAGAGAUGCCGAUAAUAAAGUAAUAGGACCGAAAAAAGACAUGCACUGGAUAAAAUUACAAGACAUGGACCCAGUUAGUCAAGAUGUAAGAGUGAAAUUACGAAAUAAAUCAAAAGCUGCCGCCUGGUUUGUAUCAAACUGCUAUGCGAGAAGUGGCCGAGAAGGUUUCGUUAAAAAAUUAUCGAUUGAAUUAAAGAAAUAUGACUUGAAUAUUGAUAUUUAUGGGAAAUGUGGAACACUGCAAUGUCCGCGUGACGAUGAAGAAAAAUGUAACAAGCUAUUAGAAACAGAUUACUAUUUUUAUUUGUCGUUUGAGAAUUCCUUCUCCGAGGACUAUGUAACUGAAAAAUUGACGUACCCUCUAAAAAACUAUGCAGUGCCAAUUGUGUAUGGAGGAGCUAAUUAUACGAGGUUCAUGCCAGACGGUAUAUAUCUGAAUGCCUUAGAGCUCGGAACCGAAAAAUUAGCAAAAAAAAUGAAAGAACUCAUAGACGAUCCGGAGAAAUAUGCAGAAUAUUUUAAAUGGAAAAAUCAUUAUUCAUACUAUAGAAGAGGUGAAAGUGUAGAAACAAACGAUUAUUGUAGAUUUUGUUCUAUGCUUUAUGAAGAUGAUCUUAUGAAAAAGACUUCGAUUUAUACAAACUUUAAGGAAUGGUGGACGCCUCCGAAUAGAUGCUAACAGAAAGUGCAUAAUCAUAAAUAAAUAUUAUUUAACAUAAAUAUCUGGUGAUUUAAUCGAUAAUUAAUAAUGUCUAAGAGACGAUUGGUAACAAUGAAGAAAAUAAUUAAUAAGCAUAGGAUAAGUGAAUUAUUAUGUAGGGUUAGAUUUUAGUUAUUCAUAUAAAACGUGCAGCUAAUUUUAUGUUUAUUUAUUUUAUGAUCAUUAAAAUAUACUUUGAAAAUUGAAAUAACAAUUCAAUUGAUAAUUCGAAAUGUGACUAUAAAUUUCUUUAUGUAACUAAUGCAAUUGUAAUAAUUUUUUAUGAUUUUGA
Colias croceus (clouded yellow) is the source of this 1587-nucleotide messenger RNA. Its product is annotated as alpha-(1,3)-fucosyltransferase C-like. Lineage: Eukaryota; Metazoa; Arthropoda; Insecta; Lepidoptera; Pieridae. The transcript is spliced from 2 exons. Gene Ontology annotation, cellular component: membrane. The record is from RefSeq and is a predicted model, not a curated record. Gene Ontology annotation, molecular function: alpha-(1->3)-fucosyltransferase activity. Bases 54 to 1274 code for a protein of 406 amino acids.